Molecule: messenger RNA, 712 nt
Organism: Polyodon spathula (Mississippi paddlefish)
Lineage: Eukaryota; Metazoa; Chordata; Actinopteri; Acipenseriformes; Polyodontidae
Product: transcription factor 15-like
Exons: 2
Coding region: 118-615 (165 amino acids)
Biological process (GO): regulation of transcription by RNA polymerase II; developmental process
Molecular function (GO): RNA polymerase II transcription regulatory region sequence-specific DNA binding; protein dimerization activity; DNA-binding transcription factor activity, RNA polymerase II-specific
Source: RefSeq, a predicted model, not a curated record
AUUGAUCACCGGAUCAGCAGCAGCUGGUCUUAGGUGCUAUUUUCACUCUUCAUAAAGUGAUGGGCAGCCACUGCCUGCCAUGGAAUACAUUCACUCCAAACUGACCCAAGGUACAAAAUGAAGUCCACAGGGAGCGAGAAAGGAGGCCACCCGGACAGCUAUGCCUUUGAUCUGGAUGAACUUGAAAGUGGCAGUGAAAGCUCUGACAAGUCCAUCAGUGGCUGCAGUCAGCUUGAUGGCAAAGGGAAGCGGAAGAGGAAGAGCAGCCAAGCAGGGAUCAGUAAGCAGCGGCAGACAGCGAACGCACGGGAGAGAGACAGGACUCACAGUGUGAACACUGCCUUCACAGCGCUUCGGACUCUUAUCCCAACAGAGCCUGCAGAUCGCAAGCUCUCCAAGAUAGAGACCUUGCGCCUGGCUUCAAGAUACAUUUCUCAUUUAGCAAACAUCCUCCUCUUAGCACAAGACUGUCUAAAUGGAGAGCCCUGUUUAAAAUAUCAAGCCAUUUUCAAUGGCACCAGUAUAAACAACCCAGCACCCAGACAAAUAUGCACUUUCUGUCUCAGCAACCAGAGGAAAAUGCUCAGAGAUGGGGAAAAGCAAUCAUCUGUUUGAUGUAGAAACAGUCCAGUUUCAGAUGGCAAGCAUGUGCUACUGUGUCGUGUACAGUAUGGAAGUACUGUUUAGGUUUGGUGCUAUUAUUUUUGUGUGU